AUGGCCGGGGCGGAGGGCGGCGGGGAACGGCGGGCGGUGCUGGCGCUGACCGCGGUGCGCACCGAGGGCACCGGGCAGCCCGGAGGGAGCCCCCCGCCCCGCCGCCGGGAGCUGCUGCCGGGGCCGCGCCCCGGGGCCGCCCCCCGCCCCGCCGGGUCCCCGCGGUGCUGCCGCCGCCGCCUCCAGAACUGCCUGUACAACGUGCUGGAGCGGCCCCGCGGGUGGGCCUUCGUCUACCACGUCUUCAUAUUCCUCCUCGUCUUCAGCUGCCUGGUGCUGUCGGUCUUCUCCACCAUCCAGGAGCACCAGAAACUGGCCAACGAGUGCCUCUUCAUCCUGGAGUUUGUCAUGAUCGUGGUGUUCGGCAUGGAGUACAUCAUCCGCGUGUGGGCCGCCGGCUGCUGCUGCCGCUACCGCGGCUGGCGGGGACGGUUCCGCUUUGCCAGGAAGCCCUUCUGCGUGAUAGACUUCAUCGUCUGCGUGGCCUCGGUGGCCGUCAUCGCUGCGGGCACGCAGGGCAACAUCUUCGCCACGUCGGCGCUGCGCAGCAUGCGCUUCCUGCAGAUCCUGCGCAUGGUGCGCAUGGACCGGCGCGGCGGCACCUGGAAGCUGCUGGGCUCUGUUGUCUAUGCACACAGCAAGGAGCUCAUCACCGCCUGGUACAUCGGAUUCCUGGUGCUCAUCUUCUCCUCCUUCCUCGUCUACCUGGCCGAGAAGGAUGCCAAUGCCGAGUUUGCCACCUACGCCGACUCACUGUGGUGGGGCACGGCCUCUUCCUGCUCUGCCCCCGGGCAGGUCACCCUCACCACCAUCGGCUACGGGGACAAGACACCGCAGACGUGGCUGGGGCGGAUGCUGGCGGCUGGAUUCGCCCUGCUCGGCAUCUCCUUCUUUGCGCUGCCCGCCGGGAUCCUGGGCUCUGGCUUCGCCCUGAAAGUGCAGGAGCAGCAUCGGCAGAAGCACUUUGAGAAGAGGAGGACUCCAGCUGCAAACCUGAUCCAGGCUGCCUGGCGCCUGUACGCGACGGACGUCAGCCGCACGUACCUGACGGCCACCUGGUGUUACUACGACAGCCUCCUGCCCGCCUUCAGAGAACUGGUCCUUAUCUUUGAGCAUUUGCACCGAGUCCGCAACGGAGGAUUUAGGAAUUCAGAGGUGAAAAAGUUGCCGGACGGAGCCCCACCGCCUUAUCACCCCUUCACCCCUGGCCAGAAAAGCGCCAGCCCCGCUGCUUGUUCAGGGGACAGCAACAGGAUGGGCAUCAAGGAGCGGAUCCGGCUGGGCAGCUCGCAGCGAGGCAGCCGGGGCAGGCAGCACCUCGGGCCCCCCCUGCACCGCUCCCCCAGCACCGAGGACCUCCCCGAGGCUUCCAGCCCCACCAAGGUGCAGAAGAGCUGGAGCUUCAACGACCGGACGCGCUUCCGAGCAUCCCUGAGGCUCAAGCCGCGGACCACAGUCGAGGCUGACUGCCCGCUGGAGGACAGCGGCGAGGAGAAGAGCUCCCACUGCGACCUGACCUGUGAGGACAUCAUGCCAGCCGUGAAGACCCUCAUCCGGGCCGUCAGGAUCCUGAAGUUCCUGGUGGCCAAAAGGAAGUUCAAGGAGACCUUGCGUCCCUACGACGUCAAGGACGUCAUCGAGCAGUACUCGGCCGGUCACCUGGACAUGCUGGGCAGGAUCAAGAGCCUGCAGACACGCGUGGACCAGAUUGUGGGCAGGGGCACCCUCACUGUGGACAAGAAGGUGCGGGAGAAGGUGGAGAAGCCGGCGCUGGAGACGGAGCUGGUGGACGAGCUGAGCAUGAUGGGGCGCGUGGUCAAGGUGGAAAGACAGGUACAGUCCAUCGAGCACAAGCUGGACCUGCUGCUUGGGCUCUACUCCCAGUGCCUCCGCAAGGGCUCCAUCAACUCCUUCAGCCUGGCCGCUGUGCAGGUGCCCCCCUGCGAGCCAGACAUCACCUCCGACUACCACAGCCCCGUGGACCACGAGGACAUCUCGGUCUCUGCGCAGACCCUCACCAUCUCCAGGUCGGCCAGCACCAACAUGGACUGAGCAGGGUGGCAGCGGAUGGAUCCUGCCCCGUGCAGCCGCCGGGAUGGGUGCUGGGAUGGCCCGCACCGCGUUACUUGAACCAAGUCUUCCUCUGUGGGAGCACGGCUGCAGUGGGGCACCCGCACCGGGACAGGCUGGGAGCCAGCGGCACCGCGCCAUGGCCAGGCCACGCUGCUGGGAUGCUCCUGCCCUUCCGCAGGGGGGAGACCCCCAAGCUCCCGGGACCUUGAGUUCUCCCCAGCCAUGGAGGAGAUGCUCCAGGCCGAGCCCCAUCCAGCUCCUCAUCAGGGUCCAGUCUGGUCCCCCAGAGCUGAGCCAGGGUCAGCUCCAGCUAUGCAAGGCUCCAUCUCCCUCCGGCUGCUGGGACGGAGCAGGGAUGUUGGGGCAAGACCCACUGUGGUUUUACCUGUGUCAGGGCUGUGUCAGGCCCCCCUCAGGCUGGGUAACGGGGCUCUGCCCCCUUCACCCUCUUCUGCCUGGGUUGUUUCUCUGCUUGCAGCACUGGCUGCACCUCUAGAAGCACAGCAGAGCCUUCUGGCUGCCCGUGCAUGCUCCCAGGGCAAUAUAUAUAUAGAUGACAUAUAUAUAUAUUUAUGCAAUAAUGUCUUAAUAUGCAACAUCCCCGGGAAGAGCAAUCCAUGGGGCUCAUAGGCAAUAAGCAAAUCCCUCCACCAGCACACAGGGCUGGAUUCUGCUGCCCACGGGGGCUCAGGGCUGAGCAGAGGCUGGGGAGGAGGGAGGGAUGCAGCACAGGCAAUGGGGACAGUGGUCCCAAAGAGCCAUCUCUCCCUCUUGUAUCCCAGACUCUAUUCUUGCUAAGAGGAUUCCUUCCCUGCCUGGUCCUGCAGUGCUCUCCAUGUCCCCAUCCCUUCUGUGGACUGGGAGGCACAGGUCAGGUAAGGGGGUGCUGUCCAUGACUCCUGUCAUGCCCUGACCCCAGAGCUGGGGCCGGUUUCCAGCCCUGCAGGAUCAUGGUAGUGCCAAAGUUUGCCGAGCUGGGGCAGCCGGGGGUCCCGGGGGGCUCGGUGCUGGCCAUCCCCUUGCUGCCAGUGCAGCCCCCCUCUGGGCUUUGCACCAUGGGAUUUGCACCCCCUUCCCUAGCCCCCCUGUGCCUCUGCUCCUGCACUGGGAACCCCGAACCCUGCUCGUUUCUCUGCCUUGUCAGUGCAUGCGGCCAGAGCCACCUGCAGCCUCCCCAGUGCUCCCAUGCCACCCUGGCCUCCUCCUCUCACCCCGGGCGGUGGGGCAGCGGUGCUGUGGGGGGCACAAGGGGCUGGUUGGGUGUCAUGGGUGGGUUGGUGUGUGGGUGCUGU
Neopsephotus bourkii (Bourke's parrot) is the source of this 3365-nucleotide messenger RNA. It is a transcript of the gene KCNQ4, whose product is annotated as potassium voltage-gated channel subfamily Q member 4. Gene Ontology annotation, biological process: transmembrane transport; potassium ion transport. Bases 1 to 2052 code for a protein of 683 amino acids. Gene Ontology annotation, molecular function: voltage-gated potassium channel activity. The transcript is spliced from 14 exons. The record is from RefSeq and is a predicted model, not a curated record. Lineage: Eukaryota; Metazoa; Chordata; Aves; Psittaciformes; Psittacidae. Gene Ontology annotation, cellular component: membrane.